Messenger RNA from Sodiomyces alkalinus F11, 1149 nucleotides. Its product is annotated as PDT-domain-containing protein. Gene Ontology annotation, cellular component: cytoplasm. The record is from RefSeq and is a predicted model, not a curated record. Gene Ontology annotation, biological process: L-phenylalanine biosynthetic process. The transcript is spliced from 3 exons. Lineage: Eukaryota; Fungi; Ascomycota; Sordariomycetes; Glomerellales; Plectosphaerellaceae. Bases 1 to 1149 code for a protein of 382 amino acids. Gene Ontology annotation, molecular function: prephenate dehydratase activity; chorismate mutase activity.
AUGACCACGGGAGCACAAGAGGAAGUUAAGCGUAGGCCGUUGGUCGGGUUCCUGGGCCCCAAAGCUUCAUAUUCUCACCAGGCAACGCUUCAAUCAUUUCCCGAAUAUGAAUGGGACUUGACUCCAUUAGUGACAAUUCCCGACAUCUUCGCCGCAGUUCAAGCAGGUGAUGUGGCCUACGGAGUUGUUCCGUUCGAGAACUCCACCAAUGGCUCCGUAGUCUUCAGCCUCGACUGCUUUGCAGACCGUAACAGGCUGUAUCCCGACAUAGCAGUCUGUGCGGAGAUUUACCUGGACGUCCAUCACUACCUGGUCGGCCGGCUCCCCCCUUCGUCCGUGUCGUGCCCUGCCUCUACCGCCAUCCCCACCACCGGUGGUGUCCCGUUCAGUCCCGCCGAGGACAAUGCUGGGUCGGGAACCCGCACGCCCACAGAAUCAGAACCCCACCCUCCGACGCCCCGGGCCCACCCCCGCGCCGACCUCUCCCACAUCCGCCGUCUCUACUCCCACCCGCAGGCCUGGGGCCAGUGCACAGCUUUCCUGUCGACCUACCUCAAGGGCGUCGAGGCCGUAGACGUUAGCUCCACGAGCCGCGCCGCCGAGCUCGUGGCUGCAGAUCCGACAGGCACCAGCGCCGCCGUCUCCAGUGCCGUCGCUGCCCAGCUGCACGGCAUCGACGUCUUGGCCGAGUGCAUCGAGGACCGCCCCGAUAACACGACCCGAUUCUUUGUCGUGCGCAAGGAGUCCAUCUCCCCUUCCGCUGAACGGGCUGGUGUGGAUGGUCGCAAUGGCGCCGCACCGCAACGAGAUGUUUCAGCAGAGUUAGGACACCCCCUUUCUACGACGGGCGGCGGCAAGGGUGCGAAAACGAAGUCGCUGGUCUCCUUCACUGUACCCCACGAGGCACCGGGCGCGCUAGCCGACGUGCUGGGGUGCUUCCGCCGGUUCGAGCUCAACCUGACCAGCAUCAAUAGCCGGCCCAGCCUCGUCAAGCCAUUCCAGUACGUCUUCUUUGUCGAGUUCCAGGGCCACAAAUUCCGGGAUCCAGAAGAGCGGGUCAAGGGUGUUCUGGAGGCGGUAGGGGAGGUCGCUGAGACGUGGAGGUGGUUAGGGAGCUGGGACGACCAACGGGCCGUGAGCCUUAGCUAG